Molecule: messenger RNA, 2025 nt
Organism: Wallemia ichthyophaga EXF-994
Lineage: Eukaryota; Fungi; Basidiomycota; Wallemiomycetes; Wallemiales; Wallemiaceae
Exons: 4
Coding region: 1-2025 (674 amino acids)
Source: RefSeq, a predicted model, not a curated record
AUGAGCUCAUCGAGUUCUGCCGGUAACGGCAACAAUUGCAGCAAUUACGACAACGAUGCCGCUAUCGGCUAUGGGGAAUUCUCCGCUAUCUCCACACCGCCCAGCUCACCACCCUCGUUCCUUCAAACCAACUCCAGCCCCAGGAGCACAGCGAAGCGGGAUAUACUGGCUGGCUACCAUAAAAUCCUGCAAGCGACACAGAGUGUGAUUGAUGCUUCCAACUACGACGCACUCGACGACGACGAAUUGGAGUGGGUCAAAAUGGAGCAUGCACACGUCGCGCACAAGGCGCAACUAUACUCACAGCGGCUGCAGACGGAGAGUAGCGUAAUGAGUGCGUUACAGGCGUUAAGCUCGAGCCUAGGCAGCGGGGGUCUAAACACUGCACAGCACACGGCUCAGCUCACCCAAUCCUCCCAAAAAGUAGACAACUUGGAGAAGGUACUCAGUAGACAUCGCUCUAGACUCCUUCACCUCCAGAGUCAGCUCCUCCACCACCAGGCCGGCGUUCUAGCACGCUUCAUCCAGUCUAAGCAGCUUCUACAGAAACAAAACACCUCGCCUAUCCCCCACAGCAGCCAUUUUCACGCCAACAAUGACCGCGCAAGUCGGUUUGAGAGUGUGGGUGAGAAUCAAGGUGAGGAUGUGGAGAGUGAGAGUGACAUGCAUCCACACACGCAAAUAUCCCACCUCCAAGCUCAACUGGCUGAGGAAAGACAUGCCAAUGCGGCACUACGGCAGCAACUUGAGCGAUCGCACGCCACAGUGAUCGAGAAAACGGACCACACGCACACUCUCCAAAGCCGUCUACAAAGCAGUUUGGAUGAAUUUAGCGCAGUUGUGUCAACACGAGAUACGCUAACAGGGGGCGUAGGUGCGCUAGGGGGUGUGCUCGACGCGCAUCGCAUAACUUACGUUCACGACCCCCAUAACCCACUCCACUCACUCUCGUCGGUUACAGCGGCUAUUGACGCGGAGUUGGCGCGCGUUAGAAAGGCCGAAGCUCAUUGCCACGGUGAAUUGGCUAGCUUGCGCGAACAGUGUGCAAACGGUGAGAAACACACUAAGCAGCUUGAAGACACCCUCAAGAGCCAGAGCAGCGAUAUGGAUCACCACUGGAAUGCAACGCGAGGCAUGGAGAGCGAGUUUAAGCAGCACAUUUCCAUGCUCGAGCGUCAGCUAGAAAUGAGACAGCAAGCGAGCCAGACCUUCUACAAGGACAGCAAUGCUUCCUACGAACAGGAGCUGAGGGGGCGGGAGAACGAGAAAACGAAAGUGGAAGACAAAGGCAAGGAAAGACAUAGUAGAGGUGCGUCAGCGUCAACGUCAACAUCGACAUCAACAUCAACAUCAAUACCCGCUGCAAUGACCGAAGACAGGCUAUCGACGGAGACGUUAGGUCUAGUUGUACGGGGGCUGUGGAAUGCCAUACCGUCGCCAAUCACACAGCGCUCCCCAUCGCACCCUCUCAUCGUUUCCACUUCUCCCACACUUUCGCAACCUGAUAUAGAAACUCUCAAGCAGGUUCUUCAACGCUCAAAGGAGCGCCACUCUGACCGUUUCUCGCUGAGCGCGUUCACAGCCCGCGUAAAGACUCUCGUCAGUGAUAACCGCCACUUCAUCGAACGAAUCCUCCUGAAUGCUGAGACAGCGAAUCUGUACAAGAGCAAUGCGGAGAAAGCACACAAACUCGCACUUGACUUCAAGAUGGCUCUCGAAGCGUACAAGAAGCAGGUGGUCGAUUUACAGACCAGUUUGUCACACGCUGCGAAGAAGGACGGGGAGAUUAGGAAAGAGUGCCAAGUUCUGCGCGAAGAACUCACGCAAAUGGAGAAGGAGCUCGACGCACAGAGGAAAUCAGGGGAAAUUGAUAGCCUCCGUUUGUCGCUCGCACAUAGAGAGGAUGAUAUACAGGCUUUCAAGCAGAUGCAGAUGGAUAAGUCGCUCGGAAUGCUCGAUGAGCUUAAUAGCCUUCAGACUGAAGUUGCUGACUUGCGCCAGAAAUUGCGUCAGAAGGGCGAUUAG